ACAGUGUGGAAGUGUGUAGCUGCAUGUAGACAGUUCAUCAUACCGAAAAGCAAACGGCAAACAACCGCGUCAAGAUGAUCUUCGUUUUGCUUGCUCUUUUUGUUGCAAGUGCAGUCAGCCUGGAUCUCAACAGAGAAGGUUGUGGUUCACUGCUCAAAGGUGCUACGUUCAGUGCUACAUCUGGGAAUGCUGGUUUUCCUUCGCUGUGUAACAAGCCAUGGAUACCCAAGUCCCUGGACAAUGAUCAAAAGCUGACCGUUGAUUUGGGCGAAGCGGCUAGUAUUUCUAGGGUGCUGUUCGCUGGGGAUCCCACCAAACCCGACACAACGAACCAGAUCAAAUUAUUCUACAGCAACGAUGGAAACACUUGGGACUGUAUCUCAAAUGGCUCACCAUCCCCCUGCAGACCGUUCUAUUCAAACAGGCCCCCUCCAGUAAAAGGAAGUGACGUCAACGAAGUUGAUCUUCCUACAGUCAUAAAGGCGCGCUACUUCAGGUUUCAGCCACUCGAACCCAGUCCUAAAUACCGGGACGGUUCAUCGAGCUUGAGGGUUGACCUCAUUGGGUGCCGCGAAUAAGGUAAAGAUCCAAAAUAUCUGUUGAAUUUUAAUCU
This is a messenger RNA of Actinia tenebrosa (Australian red waratah sea anemone), 613 nucleotides long. Its product is annotated as contactin-associated protein-like 2. The record is from RefSeq and is a predicted model, not a curated record. NCBI's taxonomy places the organism in Eukaryota, Metazoa, Cnidaria, Anthozoa, Actiniaria, Actiniidae.